UUUUGUUGACACUUUUUUUCUCUGUGUGGUAAAUAUAUUAUGCAUAAAUAAUGAGAAACACAGAUCACUGUAACAAUUAUUCAGUGGAAUUUACAAGAAUGCAUCUGACUGAACAAUUACUUUUGCUAACGUUUGUGUUAGUUACAAUUUGUACAUUGGAAGUAACCGGUUCAGUAGUCUAUGAGAGAAUCGAGAAAUUCUAUGAAGACGAAAAAGCCUGGUUUGAGUUUGCCAAAAACGCCAUGAAGACAUUACUAGGGAAAAUGUGUCUUCUAAAGAAAGCUCUACACAUAAUACGAAGCUAACGAACAUGAAUUUGUGCAUAUCAAUGGAAUUUUCAAUGAGUAAUUACUAUGAUUAAUGUUUGUGUGUAAUACUAUUUUUGAAAAAUUGACAUUUCUUAUAUAACAGGCACUCUGUGUAGCUGAAACGAUCACUGAAAAAACAGCUUAAAUUCCAAUGUGUGGUUUUCACUACUGAGUUUUGAUAAAAAAAGAUGUUUGCAGAUUAUUCAGUCUUCAGUUUUUCUUCCAAUAGUUGACUGAUGCAAAUGAUGAGGUAAUUAAUGUAUAAAACACUCCUUUAUUUGCUGCCAACUUAUACAUGGUAUUUUCAAAUUGAUUUACGC
Molecule: messenger RNA, 628 nt
Organism: Trichobilharzia regenti
Lineage: Eukaryota; Metazoa; Platyhelminthes; Trematoda; Strigeidida; Schistosomatidae
Source: the annotation of a GenBank genome assembly